CUCCCGGCGUGCCCCGCGCGUCCCGGCGUGCCCCGCGGUACGGGUGCCGGCGCGGCGCUCCCCCUGCGCGGCGCGGCGCGGGCGGCCAUGGCGGCGCCGGUGCGGGCGGAGCUGGCGGCGGGGCCGGCGGCGGCGGCCGUGGCCGUUCACCUGCUGCCCUGCCGCGUCGGCCACGACGGGCCCGCCGCCGUCGGCACCUUCUUCCGGCCGCAGGCGGGGCCGGGGCCCGAGCUGUGGGCCUCGCUGCGGGGGCGGCGCCUGGGGGGGCUGGAGGUGCCGCUGCCCCCCGGCUACCGGGGGCUGGUGCUGGCCGAGGGCCCCGGCGACGCCCAGGGCUGGCGCCUCCGGACCACCGGGACCUUCGGGGCCAUCACGGCCUGGGGGGCCGACGCCCCCCCCUCCCCCGCCGCGGGGCUGCCCCUCGCCCUGGCCUGGGCCCCCCUGGCCCACGCGAUCCACGCGCCCGUCCCGGACGACAGCGACGAGGAGGCGGAGCCCUGAGAGGCCCCACCCACCACGGAAGCAGUGCUACCAGAAGCCCCGCCCACCCCACCACGGGGGGGCGGAGCCCCAGCAGGCCACGCCCCCUCCUGCAAAUAAAGGCAGCCGGAUCUGG
Dromaius novaehollandiae (emu) is the source of this 616-nucleotide messenger RNA. It is a transcript of the gene RNASEH2C, whose product is annotated as ribonuclease H2 subunit C. NCBI's taxonomy places the organism in Eukaryota, Metazoa, Chordata, Aves, Casuariiformes, Dromaiidae. Gene Ontology annotation, cellular component: ribonuclease H2 complex. Gene Ontology annotation, biological process: RNA catabolic process. The transcript is spliced from 4 exons. The coding region runs from base 88 to 501 and encodes 137 amino acids. The record is from RefSeq and is a predicted model, not a curated record.